Molecule: messenger RNA, 807 nt
Organism: Cantharellus anzutake
Lineage: Eukaryota; Fungi; Basidiomycota; Agaricomycetes; Cantharellales; Hydnaceae
Product: PQ loop repeat-domain-containing protein
Exons: 6
Source: RefSeq, a predicted model, not a curated record
AGUGAGUUCCUGGGAUACUGUUCGAUAGGCGCUUGGAUAGGCGCUCAAUUCCCACAGCUUAUACAUAAUGCUAAAUUGCAAUCCGUCGAACAUCUCGCUCUCCCCUUUCUUAUUAACUGGUUAUUUGGUGAGCCGAUGGAAGCCCCUUUUUUGUCAGGUUGCAUCCUCACUCACCAACUCCCAUUCCAAAUCUACGUUGCCACAUACUUUUGUUUUGUGGACAUUUGUCUCUUUACACAGUUUAUUUACUACUCUCAGAGACGCUUCAAGAAAGCCCAGACUUCACGGUACUCUACCUUAAUCUAUCCAUCUUCACCGAUCGACACAGUCUCAGCUCAUUCGCGUAUGCGUGUCCGUUCCCAAACAUACCCUGUGGUCCCUGAUCAAAGAUCAGCAUUAUCAACUCGAAGAUCCACCACCCGUAAAUCGGCUACGUUGUGGGGUUGGCAAACCACGCAAAUAUCUGUUGGCUACAGUGGCACGGCAAAUCAUUCGGAACCCAGCACCCCAGAGCCCGUCAUAGGAAGAAUAUUUGCUUGGACGUGUACCACCCUUUACUUGACCUCUCGGCUCCCCCAGAUAUGGAAGAAUUUUGCUCGAAAGUCGGUGGAAGGUCUCAUGAUGUCAUUAUUUGUAUGCGCAUUUUUUGGGAAUUUCUUUUAUGUUGCCUCGAUCACGACGAACCCGAAGCUUGACGAGCCACCUCCUAUUUCCAGAGCAUUUUUGAGGGAAUCUGUUCCGUAUCUCCUCGGUUCAGGCGGUACUCUGUUAUUCGACGUCAUAAUUGUGGCACAAUCAUUCAUCUAU